AUGGAGGUUCAUAGGAAGAUGCUCAAGUCGUUGAUAACAAAGGUGCUAAAGGGUCUUCCAUUCUUGGCACACAGUGGAUCAGCAUAUCCGAGAAGAGCUUACAUGAGAGACAUUGAUGAUGAGAAUGAAACAGAAAUAGGAGUUCCAGAAGAUGUUAGAGAAGGGCAUUUUGCGGUUAUAGCAAUCAAGGGUGAAGAAGCCAAGAGGUUCAUUGUUGAGUUAGAUUAUUUAAAUGAUCCAGGUUUCUUGAGACUGUUGGAGCAGGCUAGGGAAGAGUAUGGAUUUGGACAGAAGGGUGCUCUUGCAGUUCCUUGCAGGCCACAAGAACUUGAGAAGAUUAUUGAGAAUCGACAAGUGGAAAGUGCCAUCAUUAAUCCAAUUUAA
Gastrolobium bilobum is the source of this 384-nucleotide messenger RNA. Its product is annotated as auxin-responsive protein SAUR32-like. NCBI's taxonomy places the organism in Eukaryota, Viridiplantae, Streptophyta, Magnoliopsida, Fabales, Fabaceae. The coding region runs from base 1 to 384 and encodes 127 amino acids. The record is from RefSeq and is a predicted model, not a curated record. The transcript has a single exon. Gene Ontology annotation, biological process: response to auxin.